Carassius auratus (goldfish) is the source of this 6805-nucleotide messenger RNA. RefSeq names its product ankyrin repeat and IBR domain containing 1a (gene ankib1a). Bases 309 to 3569 code for a protein of 1086 amino acids. Gene Ontology annotation, biological process: protein ubiquitination. The record is from RefSeq and is a predicted model, not a curated record. The transcript is spliced from 21 exons. NCBI's taxonomy places the organism in Eukaryota, Metazoa, Chordata, Actinopteri, Cypriniformes, Cyprinidae. Gene Ontology annotation, molecular function: protein binding; ubiquitin-protein transferase activity; zinc ion binding.
AUUAUUGUCCUAUGAAAUGAGAGCAUGACCAGCAAACACAGGCACGAGCACCACCCCUUUGAUUAUACAGUUCUAUAUCAUUUCUUUUUACAUAAUCUCUGACAUGAUAGACGGUCUGCCGUCCGAUAACAAUGCUGAUAUAAGCUUUUGACAAGCCGCGUGUUCUGGUAAUUUUGAUGUGCCAAGGCUUAAUGGAUACGUCCAAAUCAGUGAUAAGGACUUGCGGUAUGCAGCCCAUCCACUCUCAUGCUGGCUGAGUGCUGAAAACUUAAUGUGGGCCGCUCUGCGGCUCCCACUACCUUCCUGCCAUGGGGAAUACCGCCACCAAGUUUCGUAAAGCACUUAUCAGUGGAGACGAAGUCCUGGCUUGCCAGCUUUAUGAGAGCAACCCCCAAUUUAAAGAGGCUCUGGAGCCCAACACGUCUUAUGGGGAGCCCUAUCAACACAACACACCCCUGCACUACGCCUCACGCCAUGCCAUGACAUGCCUCAUCAGGUAUUUCCUUUUCUACAAAGAUGGCAACCCCAACAAGUGCAACGUUCACAAUGAGACUGCGUUGCACCUGCUGUGCAUGGGCCCGCAGAUCCUGCUGAGUGAGGGUGCACUGCAGCCGCGGAUCAGCCGCCCCCAGGAGGAUGAACAGAAGCGGGCUGAGUGUCUCCAGAUGAUCCUGCAGUGGACCGGAGCCAAGCUGGACAAGGGCGAGUAUGAGAGAGCCAAUGUCAAUGCCACCGACAACAAAAAGAGCACCUGCCUGCACUACGCAGCGGCGGCUGGCAUGAAGAACUGUGUUGAGUUAUUAGUGAAGAACAACGCAGAUUUGUUCGUGGAGAACGAGGACAGGGAGACGCCAUGUGACUGUGCAGAGAAACGGCAUCACAAGGAGCUGGCCCUCAGUCUGGAGUCUCAGAUGGUUUUUUCUCGGGACGCUGGAGCUCAGGAGAUAGAAGCGGAGUAUGCCGCCCUUGACCAGCGAGAGCAAUAUGAGGGAUUGAAUCUGCAAGACCUGCGUCGGUUGAAAGACAUGUUGAUAGUGGAGACGGCGGAUAUGCUGCAGGCUCCUCUCUUCACGGCUGAGGCCCUGCUGCGAGCUCAUGACUGGGACAGGGAAAAACUUCUUGAAGACUGGAUGUCUAAUGCGGAGGACUGCUGCCAGCGCUCCGGUGUUCAGAUGCCAACUCCCCCACCGAGUGGCUACAAUGCUUGGGACACUCUGCCUUCUCCUAGAACCCCGAGAACAACUCGCUCCUCUGUCUCCUCCCCUGAUGAGAUCAGCCUGUCUCCUACUGAUGGCCUUGCCCUGUGUGGGAUUUGCAUGUGCAGCAUAUCUGUGUUUGAGGACCCUGUGGAUAUGUCGUGUGGGCACGAGUUCUGCAGGGCAUGCUGGGAAGGGUUUUUGAAUCUGAAGAUCCAAGAAGGGGAAGCACAUAACAUCUUUUGCCCUGCUUACGACUGCUUCCAGCUGGUUCCUGUGGAGGUCAUUGAAAGUGUUGUCUCCAGAGAGAUGGAUAAGCGCUAUCUGCAGUUUGACAUUAAGGCUUUCGUGGAUAAUAAUCCUGCCAUUCGCUGGUGCCCCAUAGCCAGAUGUGAAAGAGCCGUACGACUGUCUAGACCAGGCCCUGGAGCCUCUGACUCUCUGAGCUUCCCCUUGCUCAAAGCUCCCGCUGUAGACUGUGGCAAAGGACAUCUCUUCUGCUGGGAGUGUAUUGGGGAUGCUCAUGAACCUUGUGACUGUGAGACAUGGAAGAUGUGGCUGCAGAAAGUGUCUGAAAUGAAGCCUGAAGAAUUGGCUGGUGUGAGUGUAGCCUAUGAAGAUGCUGCCAACUGCCUGUGGCUACUCACCAACUCUAAACCUUGUGCCAACUGCAAAUCCCCCAUCCAGAAAAAUGAAGGCUGCAAUCACAUGCAGUGCGCAAAGUGCAAGUAUGAUUUCUGCUGGAUUUGUCUUGAGGAAUGGAAGAAACACAGCUCCUCUACCGGAGGAUAUUAUCGCUGCACACGCUACGAGGUCAUCCAACAGGUGGAGGAGCAGUCCAAGGAGAUGACUGUGGAGGCAGAAAACAAGCACAAGAGUUUUCAGGAACUUGACCGUUUUAUGCAUUAUUACACGCGAUACAAGAAUCAUGAACACAGUUACCAGUUAGAGGAACGACUCCUGAAAACAGCCAAAGAAAAGAUGGAGCAACUAAGCAAAGCUUUCAUUGGAAGGGAAGGAGCCCCACCUGACACCACUUUCAUUGAGGAUGGUGUGCAUGAACUUCUCAAGACCCGACGCAUCCUUAAGUGCUCUUAUCCGUAUAGUUUCUUCUUAGAGCCCAAAAGCACAAAGAAAGAAAUAUUUGAACUUAUGCAGACUGAUUUAGAGAUGGUCACCGAAGACCUUGCUCAGAAGGUGAACAGGCCUUACCUCCGCACCCCUCGCCAUAAGAUCAUCAGUGCCACGUAUCUGGUGCAGCAGAAGAGACGGGAGUUCUUGGCCUCUGUGGCUCGAGGUGUCGCCCCAAAUGAUUCUCCUGAGGCUCCCCGUCGCAGUUUUGCUGGUGGGACGUGGGAUUGGGAGUAUCUGGGAUUUGCCUCUCCUGAGAUGGUGAGGAAUCACCCAGUACGGGGAUCAAAUGCACAGCGUGAGAACAAUUACAAUGCAGGAGGCCAGCCGCAGGAAUACUCCGAUUUCCAGUACAGACGGAGACACAGACAGAGGCGUAGAGGAGACCUUCUCAGACUGCACAGCCUCCGCAGUAACACCCCUGAACCACAUGACUCCGAUGACAAUACUUUAGAAAACCAUGAGGGAGGCAAUACACAAAGGCAUGGGAUCUCCAUGGCACUUGGGUCUCUGGAUGAAGAUGACCCCAAUAUUUUGUUGGCUAUUCAGCUGUCCCUACAGGAGUCCGGGCUGGCCUUGGACCCCGAGCCUCAGGAUGUGCUCAGUAACGAUGCCUCUGUAGGUGCCAGUGGUUCCUCUCUGCCCUCUAGACUGGAUUCUGCACCCCAUACUGCGGAUCCCCCCCGAGCUUCCAUGAGCAGCUCUGAGCUCCUGGAGUUGGGAGACAGCCUUAUGAGACUGGGUAACAUUACCAGCCACUAUACACCCUUUAAUAUGAGUUCCUACCCUGAUGCCUUGGGUAAUGCCUUCACCCCUAGUGACCCAGACUGCCUGGACCCUUCCACCAAUGCCAAUCUGCUUGGCAACAUUAUGGCCUGGUUCCACGAUAUGAAUCCACAGAGCAUUGCACUGAUUCCCUCAGCCACCUCAGAUGCUAGUCCCGAGCUACCUGUUUUUGGAGAGGGACAAUCUGCCAAAGCCCAGGACGAGGAGAAUGAGGUGGGGAGCCCUGAGCAGAGUUCCCUAUCGCUAAUGAAAGAGAGCGCAGGUGUGUUGGCAUCGCAGCUUUUGGAGCUAGAAUGUGUGGAUGAUGCACAACCUCCUAAAGCAGAGCCAGUCUUGGAGGGUUCGGUGGGCAGUGUAGAUGUCACUAGUGUAGUUUGUCCGGAGAGCAGUACUGAUCGGGAUCCGCAGGUAACUGACCUCUCCUCAGAGUGGGAGGAAGAAGUGCACCUAGUGUGAGGAAAAAAUCGAAUUAUGUUUACCAACUGAGUGCUCUUAUCGUGCCAAAACACUAAAUAAAUGCAGAACUGCUUGUUCAGAAAUGGAGAAUAGUGAACCAGGUGCGUUGGGGUUAGACGGGACUUGUCUUGGUUGUGUGUUGUACUGCAUCUGGUGGAAAAAACAAGAAAUUGUGCAAGUAGGUGAGAGAAGAGUGGGUCUCAUUCACUAACCGUAUUUGUGUGUGUAUAAAUGUUUUUGCACAGAAAUCAUAAUUCAUUGAUUAUCUUAGCACUUUGAUUUUUUUCUACAUUUAACAUAAAAUUCAGAACCAUCUAAAACUAUAUGUAUGUAUGUAUGGAAAGAUCAUUCCUUGUGGCCUUGAAACAUGAAAUGGUUUAAACCGAAAAGUUCAUACGGAAUUGGAAAUUUGAACAGCUGCGUGUCCCAAAAAUGAUUUAGCAUUAGAAAAAUUACACAUAUUUUAGAUCGGCAAUGGGUUCUGCAUAAAAAUGUGUUGUUAGGCUUAUAUAAAAGGUCUUUAUUUUGUAUUUAAAAGCCAUUGGAGAUGGACAUGGUUAGGGCACUAAUUAUGGCAAUUGUUAACUUUAGGUAGAAUAAAUCUGGAUUCAUUAACAUUAGAAAGACAGUUAGUGCAAAUUUACAUUCCAUACCAGUUAAGAGUAAUGAGGUAGAAAUUUUGAAUAAGAACCAUUUUUGUGCACAUAAGAACACGGUUAUAAGUGAAUGUUGCAAAGUAUUAAACUCACAUUGAAAUGGAAGUAGUGGCAGGUGUUUUAUUCCAUAUUGUGGUGUACAUCUGAGUGAAAUGGAUAUUUGGAAAAAAAAAUGUUAGCUGGCGACUUGGUUAUAUCCACUGCUGUGUUGAUUGCAGUCGAUUGUAAGAAAGAGGCGGGGUUUAUGCAUGCUAAAUGACUGGAUAAAUUAACAUGCAUCAUCAUAGAGGGACUAUGUCAUUUUCAUUGGAGGAUCCACUUGGUUUGAAGAUUAAAAGGUUUUCAUUUCAAGCCGAGCAAAGCCAUCUCUAGUUAUCUUGCUGUGGGUGCCAUGAGAGAAAGCUCCAUCUGUAUUAGAUUGGAAAGUCAUUCUUUCUUUUAAGUUCAAAUUAAUGGUAAUUAGAUGAAUGAAUUUUUGACUUUGUUGUAUCUUUCUGAAAAGCAAAAGGAAUGUUUACGUGGAGAAGAAAAUACAUGAAAGCAUCAAUCCAAUAUUUAUUGGAUCUUACAGUAACCGAGUGAAGCCACCAUUAAGACCAGUUUUGUUUUUAAUUGUACAGUUCUCCUAUUUAGCAAUGCCAAUGUAUUGCUUUAUUUAAAAACACUAAUGUUCUUUUUGUAUAAUUUAAGUCACAUUUAAUGCAAGUGCAGAUUGCACAAUGCACAUUUCAUAUUACGUAAAAGGAGUGUUUUGAAAUCUUUAGAAUGUUUGUUCUUCAACAUAUUGUCCUGUUCACUUCCAAAAGGUUGCACUUCAUGUAAAUUUACACUCCUGAAAAUUUAAGGGCAUUUAUUACCUUAUCUGUUGUGACUACUGCACACAAUACCUCUGAUUAUCCUGUGGUGUGUAUUUCAUUUGGCCUCAUGAAUAACGCAUGUGACCCUGGACUGCAAAACCAGUCUUAAGUCGCUGGGGUGUAUUUGUAGCAAUAGCCAAAAAUACAUUGUAUGGGUCAAAAUUAUUGAUUUUUCUUUUAUGCCAAAAAUCAUUAGGGCAUUGAGUAAAGAUCAUUCAUGUUCCAUGAAUAUAUUUUGUAAAUAACCUACUGUAAAUCUAUCAAAACCUUAUUUUGAUUAAUAUGCAUUGCUAAGAACUUCAUUUGAACAACUUUAAAGGUGAUUUUCUCAAUAUUUAUAAUUUUUUGCACCCUCAGAUUCCAGAUAUUCAAAUAGUUGUAUCUCGGCCAAAUAUUGACCUAUCAUAACAAACCAUACACAAAUGGAAAGCUUAUUUAUUCAGUAUUACUCAUUUUCGACAUCUCAUAAUUAAUCUCAUUUUCAAUAAUUGACCCUUAUGACUGGUUUUGUGGUGCAGGGUCACAUAUAUCCAUAAAGACACUUCACAGGUCUUCUGAAGAAAUAGAGAGAUAACAACAGUGCUUUCCUUUUUUGUUUGUGCGCCGAACUAUGUAUGUCAUAUUACAUAGAAAGUAAUUCUCUUUAACAACAGAAACAGUUAUUUUGUCUCUCAUUUUAUGUAUGGCAUAUGAGGCCAAAUUAAUAAUGUUUACCAGUUAUCAAACCUUUGCAGAAGGCCAAUCACAUCCCUCACUGAAUAUAAAUGUAUUGUGCAGUAACCAAGAGGAAAGGAAAGCGGAAAGAGGAAAUUUCUAGGUUAAAUACAGUUUAAGGUUUAUAGACCGCAUCUGUGGCAUGCUCUCAGUUACCACGUCAUCACUUAGUUUGUAAAACAAAAGCAAUGUCUUUAAAACGUAACUCCAACACUGUUGAUUUAUCUUAAAGUGUAUUUAAACCAGAAUAUUUCUAUUACUGAUACAUAAUUGUUAAAAGGUUUGUGUUAGAUGUGGGGAAGAGAUAUUUUCCUCCAUUUUUUCUUUCAUUUACUGCGCUAAUCAGUGUGCCUUGUUUGUACUUUUUCUUAUUUAUGUACAUGUUGCCUAAUUAUGUUAGUAUUUACUGUGUCAGUCAAAUACAAUCAACCUUACAUAUUCAUGAAUUGAUAAAGAUUAAACUUCUAUAUUCACUUGCUAAAAAGUAUGUUUCUAUUUUCAGAUUGAAUAGUUUUUGGUUCAUUUUGAAAACAGCCUCACAUUUUGUAUUCCACUGAACAGGUUGCCAUGUUUUGAUUGUCUUUUAUGACUUUACAGUUUGAAAGGUGUGUGGUCCUACAGAGGUCUCUUUUAUUGACAUUAUGAUAUAAGGGCAAAAGAAAGACUAGAUGUAGAUUUGGUGAUUUAUAGUUGAUGUAUUUAGGUUUUCUUUUUCUUUUCUUUUUUCCAGGAAACUUUGAUUGAAUGUGAUGGGCAGUUUUUACAAAUUUGACAUUUGAUUAAAUGAUCUUGUACUACCAGUUUCUACACCCCCUUCAACUUAAGCAUUUAUGGUGGUGGUAAUUUAUCUUUCUUUUUUUUCUUUCUUUUUUUCUGAGGAAACAUUGCAUUGCAUUGUCAUUUGCACUUUCGUAGACUAUACUUGAUACAUUCCCAGUUUGUAUGAUGUGUAGCCAAUAAACAGAAAGUAUUGGUGAUGGUUUGCUCGGAUUAAAAAGUUUAAAGUGCA